This is a messenger RNA of Nothobranchius furzeri (turquoise killifish), 9369 nucleotides long. RefSeq names its product centrosomal protein 192 (gene cep192). The record is from RefSeq and is a predicted model, not a curated record. NCBI's taxonomy places the organism in Eukaryota, Metazoa, Chordata, Actinopteri, Cyprinodontiformes, Nothobranchiidae. Gene Ontology annotation, cellular component: centriole; pericentriolar material; cytoplasm. Gene Ontology annotation, biological process: centriole replication; mitotic spindle assembly; centrosome duplication. Gene Ontology annotation, molecular function: protein kinase binding.
AAAAAUUUUUCAGAGUGACACAAAAUGUAUCCAAUCAAAAUAUAUAGUUUCCUCCCUCUUCUGUUAUCCUGUCCAAUCACCGGCGCUCAACAUUUAAGCCCCGCCUACAUGAUAUGACGCUCACGCGGGCUUCCUGGGGGUUGUGGGCGCUGAUCUUUUGUAUGAAGUACGACUGAAAAAACAACUUUUGGCGACCAACGUGAAGCAUGGUGGUUCUGGACCGAACAGUUGGACUUUUCGGUGAGUCUGGGCUCAUUUUAAAGCCGGGGCUGGCGCUGGAGAACAGCUGUUCAAACGUCGUCCCCUUGGAGAACUGAACAAACGGACUCUUCCCCCACACUCAGAUGGUCUUAACCUGAGCGGACUCUGAAGAAAGAUGGCUGAUAGUUUUUACAAACUGGAGGAUGAAGCCUUCCCCAGUUUCCUCAGCAGGACGUUGGACAGCACCGGCGGCCGUGCCACCCUCAGCAACGUGACUUUGGGCUCGGGACCCGGACUGCCCGUGGCCGCAUCCACCGUGGCUAAAAUUAGACCCGGGACCGACAACAGAGAGGAUGUUGAGGCAUCAUAUCUUCAGGGCAAAGAUGUGCAGGAAACCAACCAGUCAUCUGUUGGAGAACAGCCCAGGUUUGCCCUCAGCUUUAAAGAUGACUUGGACAAUGCAGAAGACUUCAUUGCAGCUCACCGCCUCUCAGACGUGCUGGUGAAGAUCAGCCUGGAUGAGAGUGCACCCAGGAGUCGGAGCUCUGGGUUCGGUGUUCCUGUGCAGACGGGCUCAGUGUGUGGUCAGCCCACAGAGGUAGCAACAGAUCUGUCAACAGGCCUUCUGACGUUUGCCCAGUUUGGGCAGAAGAGUGGUGCAGACACAAAGGUCUUACCUGCUGCGGCUGAGGAGGACAAUGUGCAGAGCGAAGGAGUUGAGAGCGACCGUUUCAGUGGAAGUAACUCAAGCUUCCUGGCCAAUGAGCAGCUCAUGUCUGUGGACAGCAUGAACAGCGACAUCACAGAUGAUGAUGACACUGGUUUAAACAACCUGCCUGAAGAUCAACUGGAGCUGUACUUCAGUAAACUGGUGCCUCCUGCCAUGCAGAGAGGAAGAGUGGAGGGGCAAGAGAUCCCUGUUACAGGAGUGGGCGGUGGAGCUGAUGAUGUAUCAGAAGCCAGCUGUCUGGAGGCAGAACAGCGUCGACACCAGUUCUUGGAUCUCUAUGACCAGGAGGAUUUCCAGAUGCCGGAUGUGCGUCUCGCUGCUACAGGUAUGGACUCUUGUCCAGCCAGUGAUGAGGACACCGAGGACGAGUUGGAAACGGCAAGGAGCAGUUCUACCAGGACGCGACUGCUGCCAAGCACCUCCAGACAGCUGGUUGGUGAAAGUAACCAUCCAAGUUUUAGACCUGGCUUAGAAGGAGGCAGUUCAGAUGACGAGUCUUCUGCUGGACGUGGAGGUCCAUCACUGCUUCCUGGAAUAGAACACAGACGGUCUGCUGAAGGACAGGUCAUCAACUCUCCUGUUGCAGGGGCUGGAGGAGGUGGAGACGGGAGCAGUGGCAGUGAGGAAAGUGGGAACGAUGGAGGAGUUUCAACCAUCCCUCUUGCAGUCAGCAGUGUUCAGACCACCUAUGAUGCCCUGCGUGGUCUGGGCAUUGUUGGGAGCAGUCUCAGCAGUGGAGAUGAGGAUGCUGAAAAUCUGAAUGAUCUGCCUGAACGUGGAAGGAUUCAUCUUCCCAGAUACACAGAGAUGGGUGACCGCAUUGGUCCAGUGGGAACAGGAGAGGCCAGCUCCUCUCUGGUCGUGUCGCAGAGACUCGCCGCCAACCGGAACAUGGCGCAGGAGCGACAGGAGGCUUUGGAUGUCAUGGAGAGCAGCGACUCUGGGCCUGCAGCCGACCAUACGCUGGACUCUGUUUACUUAAGAAGACCCGAAGAAUCAGCAAACCUGCCAGUUUCUCCCCAUCAGGAGAGCUACCAGCUCCUCUCCCAGGCACCGCUCCUUGAUUGUGACAAGGACGAGGAAGAAGAGGGUCUAGAUGAGCCUGACGGGGCUCGGCCCUCUCUGGCUUUGAGGGGCGGGCCCUGUGGCACCGUGCCAGCUUCUGAGGCCUCGGACGGCUCCAGCGACGAUGGCAAUCUCCUUUCCACUUCUCUGGAACCUAAAUAUUUCUCCCAGAGCUUCAACCAGGAACAGGACGAUUCAGACGAAGGCUGGAACUAUGGUCCCGACAACCUGGAGCAGGAGUUUCAGCAAGGAGGCAACGCUACUCACAGUGUAGUUUAUCAGAACGAGGAAGGACAGUGGGUCACUGACCUGGCCUAUUACGCCAGCUUUGAGAAGGAGAUGGAAGGGAAGAUGGUGGAGAAUGAGGAGCAGCUUCAGCACGAGGAUUUUCUACCUGCCAGUGAAGCUAUGGAUAAAAUCUUGAAGGACCAGGAAGAGUUUGAAAAGGAGCACCAGUUCAUGCAGGAAGAGCAGAUCCAACCAGCCUGCAGCAGCAGCAUCUUACACGAGUCGUCGUGGAAGGCUCCCACCAACAGCUCCAUCCUGAUGAGAGCCUCCCAGGUGUCCUCGGAGUUCAGGCAGGGAGAUGAAAGUUACCUGCGGUUGUCUUUGGGACAGUUUUUCGGGCAGCGCUCUGAAGCCCUGGGCUGUCUGGGAAGCACCGAUGGGGAUGAAGUGAAACGGCCCUCUUUUGGCUACAUCAUCACCUCUCCAGAGAAGCGGGAACCCUUUCCUCUUAUUCGCCCAUCAGAGUUCUCACCUGAACACGGCUCUCCGAACAACGCCACAGUAGAACUCUGUGAAGCUGACAAAACACUCAGCCCAGAGGACUUGGACAAAACUUUUGAUGCGACAAGUGAAAGGAAGCCGCCGAGAGGGAGUACGGGGCGUAGUGGAUCAGAGCACCGCGCCGUCGGAGCGGCCCUCCUGGGUAACCACAGCGGUGUGUCUCCUGACAGCAACAGCAGUCAGCUGAUGCUGAGUAUCAGCACGAUCGCUUCAGCCAUAGCCAACGCAUCCAUCAGCACCGACCCAUCGCAGCUGGCCGCCAUGAUCAUGGAUCUGUCCAAGAAGAGGAGGGCGGGGAAUCGGCCGGAGUCUGGCGGCAGCAGCACGGAGGAACCCACCGAUGCUAGAAAGGCGUUUCCUGAUCUGGAUCACAGUGCCCGUGUUGGAGACGUUAGUGCCUUUGACAUAGAGAAAUACCUGAAAAAGGGUGACAUGUCUGGCACCAGCGACUCCUCUGAGGGACACACGACCUUUGACCUGAGUGCUUGGGCUGACAGUCAGAGCAGCUCCCAGAGGAACGCUCAGGCGGGAUGUUCUGUGAAGCAGGGCAGAGAAACUCAGGAGUUCCCUUCCAGUCCAAGAGCUGAGGAGAAAGACAAAAUCAGUGAUGUGACAGUCGAAACUCAAGGCUCCUCUGCUGCGCCGGUGUGUAAAACCCUGUCGGCAGCCAAGAGUGGUGUUUUAAAGAGAAGCUCCAUUCCUCGUCCAUCCCUCAGCUCUGUGGGAAAGCCGGUGGAUCCAAGACGUUCUCCCUCUCACAAGUCUCCUGACAAACGGAAGGUAGCUGCUGCUUCUUUUAACAGGACUAGUAGCUCUGCAGGUAGGACCUUCGUAGAAAAGGAAGUCGCGAUGGGAGAAGUGGACCUCCUAACAUCAAAUAUGAGUUCUUCUGAAUCCACUCCUAACAAGGAACAGAGCUCUUCCAGAACCUCCCCAUCAUCUCAGAGGAUGAGGAAUGUAGGUCAGGAGCUCCGGGACAAGCCCAACGAGUCUCCAGAGAACAAACCUCCUGCUCUACCUCAUAACCCCACCAACGAGCAUUCUGGUAUCUCUGGUCAAACUUCUCCUCAAGACCCUUCAUCUGGAGUUCUGAACUGUUUUCCAGAGCUGAAUAUGGAGCAGUGCAGUUUUAGACCAUCCACCUCCCCUCUCACCCACUCCUCCCCCAGUCAGCCUUCCAUUCCUGGUGCUGACAGCGCGCGUUCACCCUCAUCUAAAGCGGGUCUCUCAGACAGACGUCCUGACCUCUCACCUGAGUCUACCUGCUCCAGCCCCAGCCUCAGCAGACUCACUUACAUCUCACUGAAUGAUGGCACCGUGGUGCCCUCAUCUGACCGGCACGAGCGUGGCUCUUCUGUGAAUCUGAGCACCACCAUCGUCAGAUUCAGUCCCACUCCUCCAGUAGAAGCAGAUGGACCGUCGAACCUGGAUGUUGUUGGUGCACCCAGGAGCCUCAGUAAUGCUCAGCCUGAACACUGUAAAAGUCUAGACCCCCUCCCAGCACGGCGGUGUAAAAGCCCAGAGCUCCCACGCAGCGGCUCCGCUCUGAGCUGCACCUGCAGCCAGAGCGGAGGUUCAGCAGGAAGCAGGAGCCACAGGCCCCUUUCUGACUCCAACGUACGGAAGCUCUCCAAGAUGGACUCUGGCUACAGCAGCAAUCUGAACAUUCAGCAGCCAAGCAGCUCAGCAGCUCCUCCGGGUUCCCAGUGGGGCCUCCGCAUGCCUCCGCCGUACUCCGCUGAGGGACUUCAUUACGUCCCAGUCCCCAGCUUUAAGCCUCCAUGUUCUGGUGUGAUUGAUCUUCCUCACAAAGAAGAUAUUCAGUCCCUUCUUAGUAGACGUUCUCUUGUCAACGCCCAAAUACCUCUGCAGUAUUUGGGUCCUGACGUUCCUCUGCAUCCUGGUGCUUUUCAUGUGGGUCCUACAGGAAACGGUGUCUACGGUGUGUCCUCAACAGGCAUCUCAACCAGUGAUCUAACUCUACGACACCUUCGCCCCACAUCAGGACCCCUGGGGAUCCCCGGAGCUGCCGGGUCUCAUCCCCUCCCGAUACCACAUCAGAGUCGGCAUGAAAUGGGAAUGAUGGGGAAAGCGUACGGUCACUACGGUGGAGAAGCUCUGGUCACAGGUGGCCUGGAGGACCUGAGAGGUCAAGUGGUGGUACCUGAAGAGCUUCGGUUCCCUCAUGCCUGCUGCGUUGGCAUUGCCUCCCAGACGUCCCUCAGCUUGUUCAACCCGUCUGAGAGAUGGCAGCAAGUUUCCAUCACUGUUGUCAGUCUUGCCAUUGAUGGAGAGAAGGUGGACGGCUUGCUUUAUCAGUGGUUGAUGGUGAAAAACAAGACUAUUAUUGGCCCCAAGAGUACAGAGGAGCAGAAAGUGUUGUUCGUCCCUCCUCAGCCUGGAGUCUACCAGUUUAUUCUGAGUGUCUGCUCCUGGCCUGCGUCUGCCGAGGCGGAGUUGGCUGCUAGAGCUAAUCUGUUUGCUAGAAGAGUGGUUCUCGUUGCUGUUGCAGAGAAUCCCGCCUUAGAGAUCCAAGUGAACACAUCUGGUUGUUUGGAUUUUGGAGACCUGCCAGGAGGUGGCGCUAAGUGUCUUCCCCUGAGAGUGCUGAACAGAAGCCACGUUACAGUACCCAUACGACUGGUCAUCAGUGCGAAUGCCACCGCAUGGCGAUGCUUCACCUUUUCCAAGCAGCCUGUUACCAUGACAUCUGAGGUGACCCAGCAGGCAGUCACCUCUGCGUCGUCUCCGUCAGUGAUGAAUCACGUGAUGCACGCCAGCUACGGAGAGAAUCCCGAGAGCUUCACGGUCUGGGUUCACUUCAAGGCUCCUCAGAAGUUCGUAGCCUCUUCAGAAGAUCUUGGUCCAGCUGAUGAGUACAGCGCUCGGGUGGACGUUGAAGUGGACUCUCCCGGUCCGAGUCAUGUCAUCAGGAGUGUUCCACUCAAGGCCCGGUCUGGGACUGCAAGGGUCCAUGCUCCUAAGGACCUGCAGACCGUCCACCUCUGUGCCCCAGAGGGGAAACGAAGUGAGCAGACGGUUCCACUAAAGAAUGCAGGAAACAUUGAUGUAGCGCUGAAACUAAAGAUCAAUGGCAACGAGGAGGAUUUCUCUGUAACACCCAGUGAACUGUCCCUGAGUGUGGGCGAAGAACGAGGCAUUACGGCGUCUUUCAAAGCACAAAGCAACAGGAAACGUAAAGAAAGCCUCCUCACCAUCCUGGUGCUCCCGUCAGGACCUCAGUACGAAGUGACGCUGAAGGGAGAAGCAGUCUCUCCUGGCUCCAGGAAACCUGGACCUCCCGCUUUGUCCGGCGACGUCCCACCGAUUCUCUCCAACAAGCAGUUUGUGGCCUGGGGAGGAGUCACACUGGGAAGAGCUGUCCAACAGAAGCUGGUUCUGAGGAACAACUCCACCAGCAGCACUCAGCAGCUGCGCUUGCUGAUUCGUGGUCAAGACCAAGACUGCUUUCAGCUCCAGAGUAUGUUCAGCCCUGACGAGUGCCUGACCCGACACGGAGAGCUGUCCAUUCGACCCGGGGACGAUGUGACGGUCCACCUGCUCUUUGCUCCCACCAGGGUGGCUUGCAUGUUGGCCAAGCUGGAGAUCAAGCAGUCUGGGGUUCGGCCUUCACAACCAGGAGUCAAAUUCAUUAUCCCUCUCUCUGGCUACGGCGGCACUAGCAACAUCAUCCUGGAGGACCAGAGGAAAUGGGGCGAUGGCUAUGUGGCAACGCUGACCGAUGUCGCUGUCGGUCGUGUCAGCAAAGCGUGUCUGUGUGUGAGGAACACGGGCUCCAGAGCAGCGUUCAUCAAAGCUGUGGCCUUCUCGGAUGUAGCAACCCGAUCCGUUGUUGAGCCCUCCGUCAUCAGCCUGGCCCCUUCGCAGUUUGUUCUGAAGGAGAGGACACAAGAGGUGAUCACUGUUCUGAUGAAAUCCACCCAGCGAGAACGGAGCCUGUGUGAGUCAGCUGAAGCCCCUCUCGCCACAGUCUGCCUGUUCUGUGGAGACGAGGUCUCCAGACAGCAAUACAGGAGGCUGCUUCAGAGUAAACCCGAAGCUGCACAGAAAGCCCUGUCUGAGAACAGUCUGCUGAAAAUCAUCAAGUUCUACGAAAAGUUCCUGGGAGAGGAAAUCAUCAAAGAGGACAAUGACUUGCCCCUACGGCCGAACGAGGCCCACAUCUUCUACAGCAGCAUGAGUAAGGUGUUGGUCUCCCUACUGGGACAGAAGAGCACCAGCUGUGAUGAGGAGCAGAGCAGCAAGCUGCUGCUGCCCGCUGUUGGGCACGACUCGGAGGCUGAAGGGUCCCAUCACCCAUCAGAUACCAGCAGCUCACUUGUGUUACCAAAUGGCAGUGUGUCUCUGGAUGUGCUGCCCGUGAGAGGUCCACAGGGUCCGGCUCUGAGAGUCUCAGAACCUUCCUCAGAGGUUACCCAGUCCGAGUCCUGGACCAUCCACCCACAGCAGCUGGUCCUCGCAGCUCCCACCAUCAACGGGCCAUCCAGCACCAGCCAGGUCCAGAUUCAAAACAAUUCUUCCAGAGAGCUGAACUUUGAUUUGUCCUGGCCGGCUCACUGUCUCACCGUCACGCCACAGCAUGGACGUAUCGAGCCUCAGAGCCACCUGCAGAUCUUGAUCAGCCCCAACCCUUCACUGGCCAGCAGAAGCACCCCGCUGCCCUGGAGUGGACAGAUGUAUCUCCAGUGUGAUGGUCAGCAGAAGUUGAUUAAGGUCCAGAUACGGCGGGACCUGGCUCUGGACGUGUCUGCGGCCCCGACAGAUCCAGCUCUGAUGGCCCUGUCUCCUCAGGCUGCUACACCUGUGCUGCCCGUGGCCAGGAUUAGCAGCCAGCCCUCGUUUACUCCACAGCCAUUUCAGGUGGAAAUCGGCAACAAGACCGUCACUUUUCCCACAACCCCUUCAGGAGAAACAUCAGAGGCCCAGCUGGAGGUGCAGAACGGAGAAGUGGAGGUGAGGUGGUACCUGUCGUCGUUUGCUCCUCCAUAUGUCAAGGGAGUUGAUGACACUGAAGAUGUUUACCGAGCCACCUACACGGCUUUCAGAUGUUCCAGAGUGUCUGGAACUCUGGGCGCCAACCAGAAGAUGCAGGUUCCUGUGACCUUCCUCCCCAGAGAGAGAGGCACUUAUGUCCAGUUCUGGGACUUGGAGUGCCAUCCUGUGUCUGAUCCUCAGCAGAAGACCAGGAUCCGCUUCCAGCUCUCUGGCACGGGAUUAAGGUCUGGACCUUUGGAAGGACCCCAGGAAGGAGACUGUUCCCUGGUGAGGACAGAAACCACGGCUAAGAGCAGGAAGAGGGCUGACUCUUCAGCACCCAGAACCAGCCAGGAGGAGGCUGUGCGGAGGGGUGUGUAUUCCCCCCAGGAUCUGUACACCUUCCCAGACACGCAUGUGGGCGAGUCCAGCACUCUGAAGGUCAACGUACGCAACAACUCCUCUGACACGCACGAGCUGAAAUUUGUAAAACCCAUGGAGCCCUUCCACAUGAAGCAUCUGGAAUAUUCCCUGAGGUCACAGCAUUACGUGAAGCUGCCCGUCCAGUUCAAGCCCACCACAGCAGGGAGACACACCGGCGUCCUGCUUGUCCAAUCAGAAACCAGUGGAAGUCUUGUUGUUCAGCUGAGCGGUGAGGCGCUGCCUUGAGACACGCGGACUGUUGCUGGCUAUGAAGAGCUGCUGCCCAGCCCAGCACUGCGGGGCCAGGAUAGUUUUUGACAUUUUCCUCUGUAUUGGGUCUUUGAUUCAUCCUUCUAGUUGCGUCACAAGGCAGCGUUGUUGCCACAGGCCCGUCCGACAGAAGCAGAACCAGCUCAGAUGGGUUUGGGUCCUACAGAAAUGCCUUUGUUCCUCGUUUGGUAACAGAGCUGCAGAGAUUUUUUGAUCUGCUCAAUGAAAAAGAAACCCUUUGUCUCCAUUAUGAAUGUAAAACAGCCACUAGAGAUUUGGAAGUCUGUUCUGGGUCUGCCCACAUUUCCUAAGACUUUUCUGAUGGUUUUGUGUUAUUGCGAUUUCUAUGGAGACGACUCUUCCAUCGGGCUGAACCCACCUGUACCGUGGUCUUUAUCAGCACCGUGUGCUGACGUCCCAGCAGCCUCCGAGUCUCGUUCCAAACCGUCCAGAUGCACCUAAUUUAGUCCUGAUGGGGCAGCUUGCAGCGACGUUGGGAUGGCUAGUGGUUGUGAUUGCAUGCCCAGAGUUCCCCUUUGGGGCUUUCCUACAGUGUCUGCCAGGCCUGCUUGGUGUGGUUUCCAUAGCAAACCAACGUUGGUCACUGCUCCAGUGGCAGAACAUUCACUCCAAGUUUCCUGUUUUGGCUCUAAGGCAAGUCGCCAGCAUGGCUGGAGGGUUCACAUGUGUGUGUUCUGGAUGAAUUGUGUGGAAACGUCAUUGAGGAUGAGAAUCACACCAAUGUUCAGCAUUAUGUACCUGCAUGCUAGCAGGUUUUACUAUGAAGGGGUCUGUUCUAGGUAGCUCCAGCAUCCAUCUGGAGACCAGCGGACUCAGUCUGCACUGUUAUGUAAUAUGUAUGACACAUUUUUAAAUAAAGUUUGAGGUUUUUUUCA